This is a messenger RNA of Salmo salar (Atlantic salmon), 1005 nucleotides long. RefSeq names its product odorant receptor, family 95, subfamily A, member 1 (gene or95a1). Gene Ontology annotation, cellular component: membrane. Gene Ontology annotation, biological process: G protein-coupled receptor signaling pathway; detection of chemical stimulus involved in sensory perception of smell. The record is from RefSeq and is a predicted model, not a curated record. Lineage: Eukaryota; Metazoa; Chordata; Actinopteri; Salmoniformes; Salmonidae. Gene Ontology annotation, molecular function: olfactory receptor activity; odorant binding; G protein-coupled receptor activity.
GCCGACAUCGACCAUUCCUCAAGCAGGCCACAUUGAAAAAUGCAGAAUCUGACCAACUUUCCAGGCAAUGCCACCAACUCACAGAAGAGCCUGUCUGUGAUAAUCAAGGUGUGUGUGGUGAUCCCCUUCUUCUGCAUCUUCCUCUACUGCAUCGUGGUCAUGCUGCACACGUUCGCCUCCCACAGACAUUUCCUGGACAACUCCCGCUACAUCCUGUUUGCCUACAUGCUGAUCAACGACACUCUCCAGCUCCUCUCCUCUGUCCUCCUCUUCCUCUUCAUCAUGGGAAAUGUGAAGUUUGCCAUCGUCUACUGUGCACCUCUACUUUUCUUCUCCACCUCUACCUUCCAGAACACCCCUCUGAUCCUGGCAGCUAUGUCCCUGGAGCGCUACGUGGCCAUCUUCUACCCUCUGCAGCGCCCGGCUGCCUGGCGCGCUGACCGCAUCUGGGUCAUCAUCCUGAGCCUGUGGCUGGUCAGCUGCAUCCUGCCCAUUGUGGACUUCUCUCUGGGAGAGACUAAGCCUGGCAUGAACGUCUUCUCCACCCCGGUGCUCUGCAAAACCGUGGUCCUCAACUCAUCCCCCGUCCAGACACUGUUCAAGGUGUCGCUCAACGGUCUGUUCUUCACUGUGGUGGCGGCCAUCAUCAUGUUCACCUACAUGAGGAUCCUGCUGGAGACCAGGAAGAUGCGUCAGGACCGGGCAUCGGUGGGCAAGGCCAUGCACACAGUGCUGCUCCAUGGUUUUCAGCUGCUGCUGUGCAUGAGCGCCUUCACCCACCCGGUCACAGAGAGCCGCAUCAGUAUGCAGGCCGGCUGGCUGCAAGAGCACAUCUCCUUCUUCAACUACUUCUGCUUCAUUCUACUGCCACGCUUCCUCAGCCCGCUCAUCUACGGCCUGAGAGAUGAGUCCCUAAGGGGCUACAUGAGGGGAGCUGUCCUGUGCUGCUCACACAGACACAGGAUCAGCCCCAGAGCCCUGGCCACCAAGCCCAGGGUCAAAUGA